This is a messenger RNA of Penaeus vannamei (Pacific white shrimp), 1938 nucleotides long. The record is from RefSeq and is a predicted model, not a curated record. Lineage: Eukaryota; Metazoa; Arthropoda; Malacostraca; Decapoda; Penaeidae.
AAAACAAUAACGUAACUGGCAACUCAACCGGCAGUGAGUACGUCACGUCACGCGUCAGCUGAUUCAUUCACCUUCGUGUCACCUUAAUAUCUGCAUUGUCGGCGUGGCGUAGGCCUAUUUCCAAGACAGUAAGCAUGGAACUUCAGUGUGCUGUCCAGAAAUAUGCAUGGGGUGUUAGAGGGGCCUCAAGUAGUGUGGCACAGCUUGCCAAAGCUGCUAAACCUGAGCUAGAAGUAACUGAGGAUCAGCCAUUUGCAGAGCUUUGGAUGGGAACGCACCCCAGUGGUCCAGCUGUUAUAAAAGGCACUGGUGAGACUUUGGGGGACUACAUAAGCAAGCAUCCUGAUGUCUUAGGAUCACCUGUCAUCCAGAAGUUUGGCAAAUCUCUUCCUUAUCUGUUCAAGGUGCUAAGUGUAAACCAAGCUCUGUCCAUCCAAGCUCACCCAAACAAGAGUCACGCUGAGCAACUGCACAAGGAUCGCCCUGAUGUUUACAAGGAUCCAAACCAUAAGCCAGAAAUGACCAUUGCACUCACACCAUUCCAAGCUCUGUGUGGCUUUAGACCUGCAGAACAGAUUACAAAGCAUUUAAAAGAGAUUCACGAGCUCAAGAAGGUUAUUGGAGAUGCUGCAGCUGAUGCUUUUAUUGAAAAUCCAACAGAGGAAAAUUUGAAAGCUUGUUUCUCAGCAAUGAUGAAUGCAUCGAAAGACACCAUUGCCUCUGCUCUUAGUGAAUUACUUCAGAGAUUCCCAGGAAUGGAUUCAGGAAAAGGCAAAGAACUCCUACGGGAAUUGUUCCUCACCCUUCACGAAAAAUAUCCCGGUGAUGUUGGCUGUUUCUCCAUAUACCUUCUGAAUUACCUGACCCUACAGCCCGGAGAGUCGAUGUUCCUCGGGCCUAAUAUCAUUCAUGCUUACUUGCUGGGAGAUUGCAUUGAGUGUAUGGCGUGUUCAGACAAUGUUGUUCGAGCUGGACUGACCCCCAAAUACCAAGAUGUAGAAACAUUAGUGUCGAUGCUGGAAUAUGGAAUGGUUCCUGCUGAGUCCAGGAAAUUCCAAGGGUCCAAGGUUGACCAAUUCACAACUUUCUACAAUCCUCCAGUUCCAGAUUUUGCAGUUGAUAUGAUUGAGGUUCCAGCUGGUACCAAGGAAUUCACCUUGAGACAAGUGGAAAGUGCCAGUAUUGUCUUGGUAGUUGAAGGGGAAGCAGACAGUGUUGAGGUAUCGCCCCAACCUAUGGGAGAUGCGCCAGUAGCAACAUCAGUGCAGCGAGGAUCUGUAUUAUUCUUGGCGUCUGGGCAGUCAUUGUCAUUGAAAUUCAAAGCAGGAUCGCGCUUCUUAGCCUUCCGUGCUGUUUGUGUCUUAUAGGAGUACUGGUAAACAAUCAUGCUUAUAGUAUUAUUCAAAACUGAUAAGAUAUUAAUAAAUUUGUAUGACAUUGAUGUUCAUGCACACCCAAGUGAUUAAGUAAUUUAAAGUUGUAGAUAACUUAGUAUGUCCUCAGCUUAUGGUGCAUGUUGGUCAUAUGUUUGGAAUUAUGCAAUGGUAUGGUAUAUUUUUUUGUGCAUAGGGGAUACUGUAAUAGUAAUGAAGUUAUAGGAAUAGGUGAAGAAAGAGCCCUUAUAUGAAUUGUUUAAAAAAUAGUAUCAUCUAUGAAUAUAGUAUUACUAAAAAAUGAAUUAUUAUGACCUUCAUAUGUAAAUUUGCAAAUAUAUUGAGGUUAAACCUUUUUUCCACAAUUGAGAAAAUAAUAUUUCUUGUUCUCAGUGAGACACAAAAUUAACUUUAGACAUAUAUUCUAAUAUUGCAUUUUUUCAUACUCAUUACAUUAUUUAUUUGUUAUAUAAAAAAUUAAAACCAAAGACCUUGAAUCUUGUCUUAAAUUAAUCAAUUUUUCAUCCAGAUUCCUUUAUAUUGGAUUAAUAAAUGAAUGAAAACA